Messenger RNA from Trichoderma aggressivum f. europaeum, 1119 nucleotides. RefSeq lists its product as uncharacterized. The record is from RefSeq and is a predicted model, not a curated record. The transcript is spliced from 3 exons. The coding region runs from base 1 to 1119 and encodes 372 amino acids. NCBI's taxonomy places the organism in Eukaryota, Fungi, Ascomycota, Sordariomycetes, Hypocreales, Hypocreaceae.
AUGGUCAAAAGCAUUUUCGAAGGCACCGAUUACAUUAAAGGCUGGAAAGAGUCGAUCAAGUCUAUCGAGCACAAACUUAUCGACCUUCGAGCUCAAAGCAAUGCCGCAAACUUUAAGGCCUCCCGGCAACACGCUAUAGAAAGAGAGAGACGGAUUAUCGCUGACUUAGCACGACAGAGAAAGAAGAAUAAGCACCUUUAUGCUGAGAUUGAAAUACUACGCUCCAGAUCGCCAAGCCCAAAUGCUCUAAUUUCGACGCAGCAGCAAGAUGAGAUAUCUACACUAUACUUCGAUAAUAAGGGUCUGCAAGACCUACUACAAAUUGAAUACAAGGAUACUGAUCUGCGGUUCAUCAACCAGAGAAAGGGUCAUCUUCUUAUUGAUGAACUAUCACGUGCUGAGCAACUUGUCAAUGAUAGGAAGUAUCACGCCUGGUUCAUGUCGCCCCAGUCGGAAAAGCUCUUUAUUCUGUGGAAUCAACGCCAGCCAAGGACCCAUGCAGGCAUAUCCCCCAUAUCAGUAUUCUGCGCGUCUUUGGAACCUAUAUUCAACUCCCACAGCCGAUUUAUUUGUCUCACAUGGUUCUGUGGCCUCCAUUCCAAACACGGAAAUGAUGAAGCUCGGGCUAUGCUUGCCGACUUGAUCGUUCAAUUAUGCCAACAACACGACUUCGAUUUCGAGAGAGAGUAUGACGACACCGACAAGACUCUUGUAAGGGAACACGACCCAAGAGAGCUGUUCCUUCUCCUGUACCGUCUUAUACUCUCAUUGCCGAUGGAAAUAACCGUCAUAUUCUUAGUCGAUGAGGCGUACAUCUACGAGCGUGAUGGGUUCCAAGACGGCCUCAACGUAUUUAACGAAUUGCUGCAACUGGUAACGAAUGCGGCGAUUCAAAGUGUCAUCAAAUUGCUCUUUACAAGCACUAGAAAGGUUCGGUUUCUGAACGAGGCGUUUAGACAAGGCGGCCUGACUUUACAUGUCGAGACGGCGGCGCAUCAGACGGGGGGGCCAUCUCAAAAACGCAUGGAGAGACAGAUGAGACUGGAUUCUGAUCAAGGGAGGACUCGAGCGACUGUUCUGGGAAGUGAACAAGAAUACUACGAGAGAGAUGACUUUUAA